GCGCCUCCAGGGCCGCAGGGGGAGUCGCGGGCGCGCUCGGAGGGACGCGGCGGCAUGGGCCGGGGGCCCUGGGGCGCGGGUCGCCCGCCAGCCUGCCUGGUGCAGCUGCUGCUGCUGCUCUGCCUGGCCCGCGGCACUACUGGAGCGGCGAGCGCCCCCGGUAUUGAUGUCUGUGCCACUUGCCACGAACAUGCUACUUGCCAGCAAAGAGAAGGGAAGAAGAUCUGCAUUUGUAACUAUGGCUUUGCGGGCAAUGGGAUGACUACCUGUGUUGAUAAAGACGAGUGCCAGUUUGGAGCCCCGGUGGUCUGUGGGAGACACACGUCUUGCUAUAACACCCUGGGAGGCUUCUACUGCGUUUGUCUGGAAGGCUAUCGAGCCACCAACAACAACGAGACCUUCAUUCCCAAUGAUGGCACCUUCUGCACAGACAUAAAUGAGUGUGAAGUUUCCGGCGUGUGCCGGCAUGGAGGACGAUGUGUCAACACUCCCGGGAGCUUCGAAUGCUACUGUAAGGAUGGAUACUUGCCCAAGAAUGGACCUGAGCCUUUCCACCCGGCCACGGAUGCCACGGCAUGCACAGAAAUAGACUGUGGCACCCCUCCUGGUGUCCCACAUGGCUACAUCAUAGGAAAUUAUACCUCUAGGCUGGGCAGCCAGGUCCGAUAUGGUUGCAAAGAAGGAUUUUUCAGUGUUCCAGAACAUACAGUUUCAAACUGCACAGCCCUGGGCACGUGGGAGUCCCCAAAAUUAUAUUGCCAAGAGAUCGACUGUGGCAGCCCUCCGGAAGUGCGGAAUGCCAUCUUGGUGGGGAAUCCCAGGUCCAGCCUGGGUGGUGUAGCUCACUAUGUCUGCCAAGAGGGCUUUGAGAGCCCUGCAGGAAAGAUCACUUCUGUUUGCACAUCGAAAGGCACUUGGAGAGAAAGCACUUUCACCUGUACAGAAAAGCCCACAGAGAUUAAUGAAGUGUCAGUGUUUAAUAACACUUGUGUGAGGUGGCAAACGAGCUCAGGAAGAGUAAACUCAGAGAUCGUGUACGUGAUACACAUAAAAGGGCAACGGCUGGACCCUGUGGGAUCAGUUCAUGAGGAGAUAGUCAACUUGACUACAGACAGCAGGACCCCAGAGACGUGCCUUGACCUGUACCAAGGCACCAACUACACCGUGAGCAUUUCCACAGCCCCUCCCAGGCGCUCUGUGCCUGCCAUCCUUGGUUUCCAGACAGCUGAAGAUGAUCUCUUAGAAGAUGAUGGAAUUUUCAAUAUUUCAGUAUUUAAUGAAACUUGUUUGAAAUUGAACAGGCAUUCUAGGAAAGUUGGAUCAGAAAGAAUGUACCAAUUUAAAGUUCUGGGUCAACGAUGGUAUCUGGAUAACUUUUAUCACACAACAUCUUUUAACCUCACAACGAAGGAACGAGUUCUGGAAGUGUGUUUGGAUUUGUACCCGGCAACCCAGUAUACAGUGAAUAUCACCCUCCUGAGCUCUCCUGAGCAGCACUCAGUACAGAUAAUGAUAACAACUGCACCAACAGAAAAACAGAUCAUCAGUAAUAUUUCAAUAUUUAACGACACCUGUGUGAGAUGGAGAAGUUUGAAGACAGAUGAUGCAGAAGAGAUGUAUUUAUUUCGCAUUUGGGGCCAGAGAUGGUAUCAGAAGGAAUUUUCUCAGGAAAUGAUCUUUAAUACCACUACCAGCAGCCAAGCUCCUGAGAUGUGCCUGGACCUGUAUCCAGGUACCAACUACAAUGUCAGCCUCUGGGCUUUGUCUUCAGAACUUCCUGUGGUCAUCUCCCUGACAACGCAGAUAGCAGAGCCUCCACUUCCAGAAGUAGAGUUUUUCAUGGUGCAUGGAGGGCCUCUGCCGCGCCUCAGACUGAGGAAAGUCAAAGAUAAAAAUGGACCUAUCAGUACUUAUCAGGUGGUGGUGCUUCCUCUGGCUCUCCAAAACACAUUUUCUUGUGAUUCCGAAGGUGCUACCUUGUUCUUUAACAACACCUCUGAUGCUGAUGGAUAUGUGGCUGCAGAACUGCUGGCCAGAGAUGUUGCAGAUGAUACCAUGGAUAUUUCUAUUGGAGACAGGCUAUACUAUGGCAAAUAUUAUAAUGCACCCUUGAAAAUAGGGAACGAUUACUGCAUUAUAUUACGAAUCACAAGUGAAUGGAAUAAGGUGAGAAGAUACUCCUGUGCAGUUUGGGCUCAGGUGAAAGAUUCGUCACUCACACUGCAGCAGAUGGUGGGUGUUGGACUGGGCUCCGUAGCUUUUGUGAUCCUUCUCGCAUUCCUCUCCUUCUCAGCAGUGUGAUCGCAGAUGGGUGCUCCAUGGAAUCGAUGCCCUGCUGCUGGGGCAGAUGUUCUACCUGCUUCUCAGGUGUCUGCAUGAAGGCCCUGUGUGGCUUCCACCCAGACGGGUGUGUGGACCUGCACCUUUCUCCAUUCCUGGAUUCACUGUGGUGGCUAUCUCUGUGGAAUCCCCCAAAGGGAGAAAACUCAGGAACUGUUGAUGUCUCUCCUGCUUCAGGACCAGUUCUGUGUCUAUGAACUUGAGACCCUUGAUGUCCAAUGCCAUAUUGAUCACAGGCUACAGAUCAUGAGAGUCUGGUCUGAGUGAUGCCUGUGAGUCAGUUUCUAUAGACACUGGAUGCAAGAGAGUCUCUGUACUCUCCUUUACAGCAUUGCUUAAUUAAUUCAGAAGAGAUAUAUGUAUAUAUAUUUUUACAGUAUGUAACGAGAUAGGGCUUACAUUUGGGCUAGAAUUUGACUUUACAAAGGAGGUCAUAGAGAGGGAUGGAGAAUAUUGACAUGGGCAUAUGUUUUAAGCACUGAAGAAUCAGCUCUUUUUCCAAUUAAUUGAUAUAUACUAACUACAAAAUAUAUUAGCCUCCCCAAUCCAGGAAGUUUCCUGCAAUAUCUGACAGCAUUUCUUUGAUACAAUUCCAGUUGUCCUGUAUGUGCUCAAAAAGUAAUAUCUAUGUUCCAGUGAAAAUAUUCUGUAAUUUAGGUUAUUUUCCCCUAGUUAAAUUUUUUUUUUAAAUUACAGAGCAUUUCAUAAACAUGCCUCCCUUUAGAGUCUGGUUCUGGUGGUAGUGUAGUAAGAACAGGUUGAUGCACUAUCAAGCCCUUGGCCAGCAGAGUCCAGGAAUGGAGGGGACAGCAGGGAAUGUGCCUUAUCUACAGCCUCAGUAGCCAUGACAGUUACUGUGUUGUGGACCAUGAAACAUUACAUAUUAGCAGUCCUAGACCUAUUGGGAGGGUGCUGAAUUUACAGAUGGAACAUGGUAGAUUUAAUUUUAAAGUUUGCAUCAAUAUUCUUUAGCUUUCUUCCUUGAGUUAUCAGGUAACUCAACUCCAAGGCUCAGUAAGAAAUAAGUGGAGAAGAAAUAGAGGCUUGUGGAUUCUCCCUCCCUUGCUAUUCCUGGAGAAUGAAUAGCAUGGAUGACAGUUACAUUGCACAAUCACAGGGUGGACCAUACAGAAUUGUGUCUCUGGAAUUGUGCUCCAUUUUGGUCCUGAGGAAAAGGGACAGUUUUUCCAAUGUAGAGGCUGGGGUGACCUCUACAGAAUUGGUGGGUAAAUCUGAGUGGCUUGGUGUUAUGGUUUGGGUAUGGUUGGUCCCCACCAAAAUUCAGGUUGAAAUGUGAUUGCUAUUUGUGGUGGUGUUGGAAGGGAUGAGAUCUUUAAGAGCUGAUUAGAUCAUUAAGA
This is a messenger RNA of Urocitellus parryii (Arctic ground squirrel), 3698 nucleotides long. RefSeq names its product sushi domain containing 1 (gene Susd1). NCBI's taxonomy places the organism in Eukaryota, Metazoa, Chordata, Mammalia, Rodentia, Sciuridae. Gene Ontology annotation, molecular function: calcium ion binding. The record is from RefSeq and is a predicted model, not a curated record.